Messenger RNA from Ostrinia nubilalis (European corn borer), 1763 nucleotides. RefSeq names its product phytanoyl-CoA dioxygenase domain-containing protein 1 (gene Phyhd1). The record is from RefSeq and is a predicted model, not a curated record. The coding region runs from base 184 to 1053 and encodes 289 amino acids. Lineage: Eukaryota; Metazoa; Arthropoda; Insecta; Lepidoptera; Crambidae. The transcript has 6 exons.
UGCGCAGCUGUCGUUGGAUGCUGAAUUUAGUAAGCGUGUGCGUUUUGCGUAGGAGAGCUGUGGUCGCGACUUCAUUCCAUGUGAGCACGCACUACUCAUUCUGAGUUAGUUGUGUUUUGUUUCUUGGGAGUGCCACAGCUUGGACUGUUCUCGACUGUUAACACCAACCUGACAAGCGGCAAAAUGCACGACACAAUACGCAAUCAGUUUGAACAAGACGGCUACGUAGUGCUAGAAGACUUCCUACGGCCAGCGGAAUGCGACGAGAUCAAAGCUGCAGGCAUAGAGCUCGCCAAAAAUGUACCUGAGACGGAGCAAAAGACUGUUUUCGCUACCACCAAUGAACAAGACAUACAGCGCACCAAAGAUGACUACUUCAUGAAUAGCAACGACAAAAUCAGAUAUUUCUACGAAGAAAGAGCGAUCGGAGACGAUGGGAAGUUAAAAGUGGACCCUGCAGAAGCAUUAAAUAAGGUUGGCCACGCCCUUCACCUCCUACACCCGAUCUUCAGGUGCUACACCUACAGCGACCGAGUGAAGGCUGUCUGCCACCAGCUCGGCUUCAAGGAACCGGCGGUGGUGCAGAGCAUGUACAUCUAUAAGAACCCACGGAUCGGAGGCGAAGUUGUUCCACACCAAGAUGCUACGUACUUAUUUACGGAACCCAUUCCGCCUCUUGGUUUCUGGAUCGCUAUCGACGACGCGACGAUCCAGAACGGGUGCCUCUGGAUGGCGCCAGGGUCCCACAAGUCGGGGGUCCAUAGACGCCUCACGCGGAACCCUGACAAGGAACCCGCGUUCAUCUACGACCGGCCGGCGGCUGUGUACCCAGAAUCCAGCUUCACGCCGGUGCCUGUGAGCAAAGGUACCUGCAUCCUCAUCCAUGGUAACGUUGUCCACAAGAGCGCCCACAACAAGUCGCCCAACAGCCGCCACGGGUACACCUUCCACGUGGUAGAGAAGAAGGACAACAACUACUCUCCAGAGAACUGGCUGCAAGAGGGAGAGGGAGCUCCCUUCUUGAACCUCUAUACCACUCCUCAGAUGGUCUAAGGCGGUAGCAUGUCAAAAACAAUAUAAUUAAUAGACUUAAGUACAAUGUUGCCACAUUUCGACUGUAAUUCGACUCCAUCGUUGCUGUGAUUUUAGAUACUCUUGAAGUUGGAAAUAAGGAUAAUUAAACUCCCAAUUCCUUGUCACUACCCGGAAAAUCCAAAUCGAAUGUACUGCCUUUUACUUGAAAGAAAGAUAUCGGCCUGAAAGCUUAAAUUUUUUAAUAAUGAAUGGCUUUAUAACAUGAGCAGUAAGCUCGAAAAAGUAUUUUCAGACACAUAUUCGAAGCAUUUUUGCUGUAAAAUUCAGAAUAUAAACUUGUACAAAAUAAAGUAAGUACCUGCUCUUAGUGUGGUUACCACAGUAGCAGCCAUAAAUAACUUUCAAUUAUUUCUAUAUUUAUACAUCUCAAAUACAACUGUAUAACAGCUAUUUUCCCUGACGCCGAACAAAAGCAUUUUCCUUUUAUACAAAAGCACUUCCUUAUAAUUACACCGGCCUGCCUAUUAAUUGAAAAACCAGUUAUUAUAACAGUGUUACGUGAAACCGUUAAUUUAGAAAUAAUUGCCCAACAAUAGCUCGCAUGUUUUAAUUUUGUUUUUAAGCAAUUUAUAUUUUUGUAUGCCAAAUCUAUUUUUGAUAAAUAUUAUACCAUGUUGACGGCUUGGUGUUUUUUGUGAUAAUUACAUUUAAUAAAUGUUAAACUGGAA